Knipowitschia caucasica is the source of this 297-nucleotide messenger RNA. NCBI's taxonomy places the organism in Eukaryota, Metazoa, Chordata, Actinopteri, Gobiiformes, Gobiidae. The record is from the annotation of a GenBank genome assembly.
AUGGCACUGCUCAAGUCUGGCUGGCUCUGGAGACAAACUUCUGUGUUGCGGCGCUGGAAGCUGAACUGGUGUGACCUGUGGAUGGAUGGCUCUCUCUGCUUCUACACCACAGAGAGCCGCAGGAGCCUGGAGCAGAGGGUCAGUCUGAAGACGCUGUGCAUGGAUGUGCGCUCGGGCCUGGAGUGUGGAGAUGUGACCCCUCCGGAGAGUAACCCUAGAGAGAAUCUGGUGGUGGUGGUGCUCAAAGACGGCUCCACAGUCAACAUGUGUGCCAACAGUGAAGAUGAGUCGCUGUGA